Mytilus californianus (California mussel) is the source of this 964-nucleotide messenger RNA. RefSeq lists its product as uncharacterized. The transcript has 7 exons. The record is from RefSeq and is a predicted model, not a curated record. Lineage: Eukaryota; Metazoa; Mollusca; Bivalvia; Mytilida; Mytilidae. The coding region runs from base 14 to 925 and encodes 303 amino acids. Gene Ontology annotation, molecular function: metallopeptidase activity.
GCGACAUCACGACAUGUUCAUUUCAUUAAUUUUGGGCUUGGUGGUUUUUAUCAAUGAUGUGACCUGCUUGGCACCUCCUUUAUCAGAUGAAGAAAAGAGCUAUUUACACGAAGAUGAUAAAAUACAACUGCCGUUGACCAUUCAUCACAGAGUUGGUUUCAAAAGUCGUUAUGUCGAUCAUAGCGGUCACAUCUAUACAAGAAAGCCAUCAAGUCCGACAGUCACUGUUCAGGCUACUACAUAUGUAUCUGAUCUAGCUUUGAUGAAGGCAGCUAAAACUGUUGCCUAUAUGGUUCGCCAUACACCGUCUGAUGUGUUCAUGGGAGUAACACGCAGUCAUGGAGUUGGUAUAUUUACCAAACAAGAUACUCUUACUGUAUUUCCAGAAAACCAUCAUCUAGCUGAUACAGCAGCGUGUCACAAUAAAUGCGAUGGUUCUUGUAAACGAACAUGUACGUUUGAUGGUCGUAAAUACCAGGAAAUAGCAGGAGUAACCAACAGUCGGUCCGUAGCACUGGAUGACAAUGUUUUGUGCAAUUCUCAUGAUCCCUACGGACACAAGCUUAAUGUUGUUUCUCACGAGUUCGCUCACCUGAUACACAGAUACAUGCCUAGCUCCUAUAGAAAUCGGAUAUCCUACGCCUACAACUAUGCUAAACAGCAUCAUACAUGGACAACAUCCUAUGCUACAGCUACAGUAAACGAAUACUUUGCAGAGGGCACUACAGCGUUCUUCAUGACGACAAAAAGUAGCAAAAAUGCUGGAGGAAUGGACCUAUGUAACCACCUGUCCACUAUAUGUGUUAAUGAAAUGGACGCACGUGACCAUUUGAAACGUCAGGAUCCGGAAUUGUAUGAUAUUUUACAAAAAGUAUAUACUAAUGGGCACCCAUCAACACCAAGUGGCCUAAAACCGUGUAUGUAGAAAAUAAAUACAAAUAAAUCAUUAUGGUAUUCUUCAUUA